Helicoverpa armigera (cotton bollworm) is the source of this 4240-nucleotide messenger RNA. It is a transcript of the gene mirr, whose product is annotated as homeobox protein caupolican. Gene Ontology annotation, biological process: neuron differentiation; cell development; regulation of transcription by RNA polymerase II. The transcript has 5 exons. Lineage: Eukaryota; Metazoa; Arthropoda; Insecta; Lepidoptera; Noctuidae. Gene Ontology annotation, molecular function: RNA polymerase II cis-regulatory region sequence-specific DNA binding; DNA-binding transcription factor activity, RNA polymerase II-specific. The record is from RefSeq and is a predicted model, not a curated record. Gene Ontology annotation, cellular component: nucleus. Bases 474 to 1775 code for a protein of 433 amino acids.
AACGGCGACGCGAGCGUGAAAAGAAGGAGCGGUGUGCGAGCAUCACGCACACAGAGGCGAGUGUGCGUGUGCGCGCCGAGAGGGACGGUCGACGAGAGAGCGGGACGGCGGCGCCAAUUACUAUCACCUGGCGGGCAGCUACCGCAUUACCCACUGCCGCCGCGCGCGCGACCACGCGCCCGCUGCACCACGCGGCUCGCUCCGCUCCUGUGACGCUCCGCUGUAUCCCGACUCUGCCCGCAAUCGAUACUCGCGGACUCGCGGCUACCCACUGUGCACCGUCGCGAGUGCAUCCCGUGCUACGCUCGCCGACUCUCGCUCAUCUCGGGGAUGCACCGCUACUGCUUCAGCCCGCGUCCUGAAUAGUGCCAACGCGCGACAAACACAACUGUGAAGUGUGUGCGGACAGUGACACAGACAUUAAACUUAACGUGAUCAUUUUACAAGUUUCCUGGCGAGUUACCCAGUACGAGAUGACGUCCCAGUUUGCCUUCAGAGGAUCUCCCCCCAAUCAGAGCACCAUCUCGACAGCCUCCAACAGUCCGCCGCCGGCGCAGGCGGGAAUGAGCGCGGGCGCGGGCGGCGCGAGCGCUGCGGCGCGGCCCAGCUCGCCCGCAGCCGCGGCCCCGCGCUGCUGCGACACCGGCCGACCUAUAUUCCAGGACCCUAUCACCGGACAGACAGUCUGCUCGUGUCAAUACGAGUUCCUCAACUACCAGAGGCUCGCAUCCGGCGUGCCCCUGUCUAUGUACAGUGCCCCUUACUCAGACGCCGCGGCGGCUACAGCUGCCGGUAUGGCGGCGUAUUUCCCCGCUCUAGCAGCUGAUCAACCACCAUUUUACACUAAUGCCGCUGCCGGCAUCGAACUAAAAGAAAAUCUCGCAGCAAGUGCAGCAACCUGGCCUUAUCCAACAGUAUAUCACCCCUAUGAUGCAGCCUUCGCAGGAUAUCCUUUCAACGGGUAUGGAAUGGACCUUAAUGGCGCAAGAAGAAAAAAUGCGACAAGAGAAACUACAAGCACCUUAAAAGCAUGGCUAAACGAGCACAAGAAAAAUCCUUACCCAACGAAGGGAGAGAAGAUAAUGUUAGCUAUCAUCACCAAGAUGACGCUGACGCAGGUGUCGACGUGGUUCGCGAACGCGCGCCGCCGCCUCAAGAAGGAAAAUAAGAUGACGUGGGAACCAAGGAACAGGGUCGAUGACGAUGACAAUAAUAAUGAUGAUGAUGACCACAAAAGCAAUGAUGGCAAAGAUGGACUAGAUGGGAAAGACUCAGGAACGGGGUCUAGCGAAGAUGGAGAUAGACCACAACAGAGAUUGGAUAUGCUUGGGCAAAGAACGGAAUCAGAAUGGUCAGAAUCUAGAGCUGAUAGCGGUCCUGAAUCACCUGAACCCUAUGAACGACCUAUUCACCCAGCGUACCAGCACUUACCUUCACGUGCUCCACCCGGCAGCACCCCAGCAUCUGCUAAGCCAAGAAUAUGGUCACUAGCGGACAUGGCUAGUAAAGAAGGUGAAGCCCCAGCACCGCCCUCUCCAGCAUCGGCGUUCUACCAGUCGGCAGCUGCGGCUGCGGCUGCUCGCCUCGCCCACCCUUACAGCCGACCUGAACUAUAUCGAGGCUUGUAUCCCCCAACUCACCCGGCGGACGUGGCUCUACUGGAGUACUCUCGUUCGCUGGCGCUAGCUGCGCCCGCGCCCGCGCCGCCCGCUCCUUCGCCGUCCUCAUCGUCCACAUCGUCGCUGGCCGAACCUCCACCUCCACCGCGAGCCUGACCACAAGCCCCCCGCCCGCCGCUGGCGCAUCGACAAUAAUUUCGAUCUCCUACGAAGAGUGCCGCGAGGGUGACUCAGCCUGUAAAUACCGAUAGACUAAUAUAAAUAUGUAUACAUACGUAUAAAUACGUGAUAAUAAUUAUUAUGCACCGGUAGAGAAGCUUAGAUUUGUGAUAGUGGACACAUGCGAGCGGUGUGCCACCUGCCACCGCCCGCGCCGUGAGGUUGACAACUCGCAAACGACGUCGACGCUGCGCCCGCGCCGACCGACCGACAAUACUAGGUGCUAUACAAGUUGGACCUUGCGACACGUUGCUGUAGUUAUUAUUGGAGGUGGAUAAACGAAGUGAUUUCAUUCAAAAAUAGGUAUUAAUAUGUGUUAAGUUUCUUAUACAUAGAUAAAGAACACUGUUUUAGAUUAUUAUUUGUAUGUAGUGUAAAUUAUUAUUUCAAAUAUUCUACUUAUAUUUAGUGCCUAAUUACGUCCAGUGUUUUCUAUUGUUUGAUAGUUUCUUAAAAAAUCUAACAUUCGAAUUUUAAUAUUUAUUGAUACGAGGUCAGUAGUAUAACGAGUCGUUAAUAUAAGUUCUUACAUCUACAAUAUAUCAAUAAUUUAUAUCAGAUUUGGUGAGUUUUUCGAAAAAUCUGUAUAGUUUUUUCUAGUCAGAAGACUAUAAUUGUCUGUGUUAAACAUAAUUGAAAUUACAUGCCUAUUUCUAAUUCAUCAACUUUAAUUACUAACGUUGAGUUGCACCAUUUUGCUAUAACGAUAACCAAAGCGUUUUCCGUUGUCAAUUCGCAAUUUGACGAAGUACAUGGCUGGUUAUGGUUUGGUUAUUGUUUUAUUUAUACCGUGUAACUCGCCCUAAAUAAUUUUCAUUAAGUAGGGCUGGCACAAACAAGGUAACUCCUGCGGUCCAUUCUCACACAACACCAAUGUUUAUUGAAUGUUGGAUUAUUUUAACAACUAUCUACCAGACAAGAAAAAGAAAAUAAAAAAUUGUGUAGCAUCAGAAUCAGUGUACCCACCUAUUAUUAUAAAGUAGGUAAAGUGAAACACUUUUGAACCAUGUGGGACCAACGAAACGUGAAAUGCGGAAGAGAGUUGGGCUUCCUGCGAAAUUAAAAUAAUUAGACUCCAAAUAAAAGUUAUUCAUUGCUGUAAUACAUAAUUGUAGAAAAUUUAUUGUCACAAUUAAAAUAUUUAGCAUUGCCGUUAACUUUUGUUCGCUAACGGCAGAACAUUAUAAAAGUUAAACAAACCGUAUUUGUAUUACACAUGAGCGUCUAGGUACCUAAUUUACAUUUUCUUUUGUGCCAACUUAAACUUAAAUUGCUUUUAACUUGUAAUUAGUGUAUUUUUAUUAGUUUUUGGAUGUAAUUGGUGUUCAAUAUUUCAUUUCAGGUACCUUUUGCAUAGGUAUUACGAUUUUUGGACCCUUUUUUAAGGUUCUGUCAAUAAUCUAAAAAACUAAACUACUAUUAGAAAGAAAGAAAGGGGGGGGGGGAGAAAAAGGGUAGGCGCAGCAUGUUUUCUUGUUGUCAGAAUAUUGAUAACUUUUUAACAAACAUUACUUCAACUUAAAUAGGUAUAUUGAUAUAAGACCUAUAAACAGUACAGCAUAUUUAUGCUUCGAUUUCGAAUCUGCCGUCCUCUUACAAGUAAUGCAAAUAUAGAUCGGAAUAAAUAUAUGAAGUGGAGGAAGAUAUUCAUAAACCCGAGCUGUUUCGGUGAUGAUGCGCUUUCGUAAUCCCGCUGCAGCGGUAGACGUAAUUCAGCAUUCAAUAUCCACCGCGUUGCCAGCCCUACUCGAAUUCGUAUCAUCUAUAGCAUUUACACAACAUUCGUCUUCAUAGCAAUUUGUCAUAACUUCAUAAAAAUGGCCUUGUAUAGAUGGAAACAAUAAAUGAAUAUAAAUUAUCAUCAUCGAUUGAUUUCAAAACAUUGUAUAAUAUUUUCUUUUCAAUAUUGUAGAGACUGAAAGUCCAAAAUUGAGUCUAUAGUUUUGUACAUACGUCACUGUUGUAAGUAUAUAUUGUAAUAAUAACGUGAGUAUUUAAGAGAGGUAAAUGCAAUAAUUUUUCUGUAUUAGAAAUCCUGUUGAUGUAAAUAAAAACACGGAUGGAAGACGUGAUUCUUCAAGGUAGUUAUGUAAACAACGAAAAUAUGUGUAUUCGACUAUAAACGAUAUACGAAUAUCUUAAUGACAAUGUAUAUUUUUUAUUAAACAACAAGUACUUACAUUUCUGAAUUCACAUUAACUGUAAUUAUUGUAGUGUCAGUGUCAUUCAGAAAACUGUAGUGUCAGAAUUUAUUGUAUUAUAAAUGGGUUAAGUUAAAAAACAAAUUAACUGUUGAUAAAAUUAUUACAUGUUGUCUAAUUUUGUUAGCUUCAAACGUCUUUUAACCGUUUUCCCAGAAAGGUGUGUGAAUAGAUGCAAUAAAAUUUAAUACAGAAAUAUUU